This is a messenger RNA of Linum tenue, 2685 nucleotides long. NCBI's taxonomy places the organism in Eukaryota, Viridiplantae, Streptophyta, Magnoliopsida, Malpighiales, Linaceae. The record is from the annotation of a GenBank genome assembly.
UCUCUUCUGACUCCACACUCUGCUUUCUCCUUUUCCCACCUCUGUCUGCUGUCUCCUCCUUCUCUGCAAUUGUCGCCGGGAUUUCCACACAGAGAGAUCGAGAGCGAGAGAGAGAGAGAGAGAGCAAUGGCGGAGGCGUUGAGAUGGUUCGCCCUGUGCACGGUGCUGGUCGUGGUGAUGGUCGUCGGAGUUUCGGCCACUGCUCGGAAUGGCGGGAUCUCCGGUCUUGCUCUGACUCGGAAUGUGGAAACUGAGGCGUUGCAGAGCUCGAGCAACUCUUCCAUGGCGGCUAGAUCUGGAUCGUUUAUUCAGUUACGGUUCGUUUUCUUGGAUUCCUUAGUUGCGGAAGUACUCCUUUUCCCUUACAUAGUCCUCCUCUUCCUGCUUUUUGACAGCACCGGAGAAGAAGCGGUUAAUGAUGCACCCGGGAACAAUGUCAAUGAGCAUGCUGUUCAGGACCCAGAAGAGGUGGUUUCAAUGGUGGAAAUGAGCAUCCACAACAACACUGAAAGGAGGAAACUAGGGUAUUUCUCUUGUGGAACGGGCAACCCCAUCGAUGAUUGCUGGCGCUGUGACCCACACUGGCAGAAGAACCGCAAGAGGCUUGCUGAUUGUGGGAUUGGGUUCGGGAGGAAUGCCAUUGGCGGGCGUGAUGGGCGGUUCUACUUGGUGACCGAUCCCAGAGACGACGACCCUGUGAACCCAAGACCGGGGACCCUGCGCCACGCUGUGAUCCAGGACAGGCCGCUGUGGAUUGUUUUCAAGAGGGACAUGGUAAUCCAACUGAAGCAAGAACUGAUCAUGAACAGCUUCAAGACGAUCGACGGGCGUGGUGCCAAUGUCCACAUCGCCAAUGGAGGGUGCAUUACCAUCCAGUUCGUGACGAAUGUGAUCAUCCACGGCCUCCACAUCCAUGACUGCAAGCCCACAGGGAACGCCAUGGUGAGGAGCUCGGAGACACACUUUGGAUGGAGAACCAUGGCUGACGGAGAUGCCAUCUCCAUCUUCGGGUCUAGCCACAUUUGGGUGGAUCACAACUCGCUCUCUCACUGUGCUGAUGGGCUGGUUGAUGCGGUGAUGGGCUCGACCGCCAUUACCAUCUCCAACAACCACAUGACCCACCAUAACGAGGUGAUGCUGCUGGGGCAUAGUGACUCUUACACAAGGGACAAGCAAAUGCAAGUGACCAUCGCUUACAACCAUUUCGGAGAGGGACUCAUCCAGAGGAUGCCAAGAUGUAGACAUGGGUACUUCCAUGUGGUGAACAAUGACUACACCCACUGGGAGAUGUACGCGAUCGGAGGGAGUGCCAACCCCACCAUUAACAGCCAGGGUAACAGAUACAACGCCCCCAUCAACCGCUUCGCCAAGGAGGUGACCAAGAGGGUGGAUACGGCGGCGGGCGUGUGGAAGGGCUGGAACUGGAGGUCGGAGGGAGACCUGCUGCUCAACGGAGCUUACUUCACGCCGUCCGGAGCAGGGGCUUCUGCAAGCUACGCUCGUGCUUCUAGCUUGGGUGCCAAGUCUUCUUCCAUGGUCGGAUCCAUUACUUCCAACGCCGGUGCCCUUGGCUGUCGUCGGGGCCGCCAGUGCUAGCGCCUACCUAAGCUUAUAUUAUUAUUAUUAUUAUUAUUAUUAUUAUAAGCUAGUAGUACUAGUACACCCUCCGAUCCUCUCCUUUCCCUUCCCACCAUUUUUUAAUUUUGCCCAAAAAUUGGGCAACUCCUCUCCUCAUCACCAAUUCACCAUAUAGCAAUUAAGCAAAAGCACUUGAAAUUUUUAAUUUGCCCAUUUUCUUGCAAUGAAUCCACUGCCUGUCAUUGUUUCUUGGCGUCGUCUUCUUCCAUUCAAGUCCCCAUCUCUGCAAAACCUCGGACCACAGCUGUAGCCCUCGUCCUCCCCGCCCACCAUUACUGUUACUGACAAAGUGUACAUUUUUUGCACAUUGUCACUAUAUACGUACGUUGCUGUCCUUCCUGUCUUGUCUCUCCCUUCCAUUCCAUUCCAUUCCACCAUUGAAUUGCUUAGUGUGUAUCUUUUCUUGUUUGGUGUCAACCUCGAUCGGCCUGCUGUUUCAACGGAAAAACCAGAAACCAAGGCACAAGUGCUAUAUAUACUAGUAAUAGAAGCAGGCGCGGAAGCGUUGGUGGUUCGGAUCUGUAUGUCCAGUCCACCCCGAUCCGUCACAAUUAAACGUGGGACGGGACGGGAGUGUGUUUCUUCUUCAUUUCUAACAAAGUCUGCCUGUCUGUCUAUCCAUCCAUCCAUGUGAUUGUGUCGUCGUCAGUCGUUUGAUGCGUCGGUGCCUGUCAUUCUGCUCUCCUUCUCUCCCUUCAAUUGUGACUCCUGUUGAGAAGUAAACAUCAACCACCAUCUUAUUCUUUCUAGUUCUAGCUGUGUGUCCCUUUCCCCAUCCUCGUAUAGGAAGGAUUUAUUUACUCGUCAGCGUAAGUUUUGGGAUGUUUGCAUGGGCUUUUCCAUUGUCAGCUCAGUUUACUUACUAAUUAACACGAAAGCAAUAUAUUAUAUAGUGAUUUGUCUCGAAAUUAUGUGUGUUCAUGAUCAUGUUGGUAACGAAAGGGGAGUUUAAUUUAAGCAAUCUUGUAACUGGAGCAACCCGGCAGGGGAGACAUUUUACAGAGAAACAGUACUCAAUUAUAUCUGUCCUCCAGUGCAGUGAUCAUU